CCGCCCAGCCGAGCCGCCACCCAGCGGAGCAAUCACCGUUGCUGCGGCGCAGGCGGGGAGCGCGCGGAGCGUCCCCCGGUGGCCGGGCAGGACCUCGGACAGCGCCCGACCCUGGCUCCCUGCAAACAGCUCUCCCGCUCGCCAGCUUCCGCACCCAGCCGCAGCUACUUGGUGCGCCCGCCCAAAUUGUGGCCAAGCCACCCCUCCUUCCGAAACUAGCGCUGUGUUUUCUUCCGAAAGGCUCAUAGCUCAUCUCUCAAGUUCAUAUCCCCGGGACUUGUCCAGUCUCCUCCCCUUAAGUCAUUUCCACCAUCCUGGAAAUCGCGGAGAUCCGGAGCCCUCAGCUGCGCGUCCCAGUGCUAGCGUGGCCGGUCCCGCUCGUCCGGUGCAGCGGCCCGGUGCAUUCGCCUCUCUCCCUCCCCUUUUUCCCUCCCUCCCUUUCUCUCUUUCCUCCUCUACUUCCCCCUCCCUCUCUUGCCUCUUAAGUUUCCUGCACCGUGAACUCAACUGUGACAAGCCUGGGCUCAGGAGAUCCAGCACUGGGAGCGACCCCAGCCAGCUCUGGGACGCCGACUCGGCCGAGACUGGACGAGACAGCCGGACCCAUCCGCGCCCGAGCAUGGAGACGGAGCUCCGGGGAGGGCACGUCCGGGGCGCCCAAGACGCCAGGCCCGAGUAGCUCCUCCAUGGAGCCUGCCCAGAGCGGUCCCUGCUCGCCGGAUUCCCCGCCAGUCCUGUGGGGCUGCUGAGAGCGCUCCUCGCUCUGUAAAGUGGAUGUCAGGUGGAUCUAUGUUUGUGAAGGAACAAAGACUCAGCGAAGGCACCGCCAAGGAAGUUUGAGACGCGGGAGGAUGCAGGCUGCGUGCUGGUACUUGCUUCUCCUCCUGCAGCCCACCGUCUACUUGGUCACGUGUGCCAAUUUAACAAAUGGUGGAAAGUCAGAGAUUCUGAAGUCAGGAAGCAGCAAAUCCACAUUAAAGCACAUAUGGACAGAAAGCAGCAAAGACUUAUCUAUCAGUCGACUUCUGUCACAGACUUUUCGUGGGAAAGAAAAUGACACAGAUUUGGACCUGCGAUAUGAUACCCCAGAACCUUAUUCUGAGCAAGACCUCUGGGACUGGCUGAGGAACUCCACAGACCUCCAAGAGCCUCGGCCCAGGGCCAAGAGGAGGCCCAUUGUUAAGACGGGCAAGUUCAAGAAGAUGUUUGGAUGGGGUGAUUUUCACUCUAACAUCAAAACAGUGAAGCUAAACCUACUGAUAACUGGGAAAAUUGUAGAUCACGGCAAUGGGACAUUUAGUGUUUAUUUCAGGCAUAAUUCCACUGGUCAAGGGAAUGUCUCUGUCAGCUUGGUGCCCCCUACAAAAAUUGUGGAAUUCGACUUGGCACAACAAACCGUGAUUGAUGCCAAAGAUUCCAAGUCCUUUAACUGUCGCAUUGAAUAUGAAAAGGUUGACAAGGCUACCAAGAACACACUCUGCAACUAUGACCCUUCAAAAACCUGUUACCAGGAGCAAACCCAAAGUCAUGUGUCCUGGCUCUGCUCCAAGCCCUUUAAAGUGAUCUGUAUUUACAUUUCCUUUUAUAGUACAGAUUAUAAACUAGUACAGAAAGUGUGUCCCGACUACAACUACCACAGUGACACACCUUACUUCCCCUCGGGCUGAGGAUGGACAGGGUGUGAGACUGAAGCCUGAGGAAUUAGAGGUCAUUUGACAGGGCUGUUACCUCAAAGAAGAAGGUCACAUCUGUUGCCUGGAAUGUGUCUACACUGCUGCUCUUUGUCAACCAGCUGCAAAUAUGCUAGUGGAAAAAAAAAAUCUGAUGUAACUUCUGCCCAAUAGCUUCAUCUCUCAGUAUAGUUGUAAUUCACCACAGAUUUUAGUCACAUUUGAAGACAUGUCCUCACAUAUAGAGCUAUACAAACAUACACUCAUGCACAUUUCAGCUUGCAUCUGUCAUGGUUCCCGUUGAGAGGGCUUUCGUUGUCUGACUCAUAACAGUUUAGGACAAACUGUGAUCAAACAAAAGGAUUAACUAAACAGAGAAUGUUUCUAACACUUGCUGUUGUGGAAAUCUCUUCUAAAGUCCUGAGUCCAUGCUAAUCAAUAAUCCCCACUCACGCAUUUCUACUGCUUGGAGUAGCUGUACUGGUAAAUACUACUGUAGGAGUAUAUGCUUGUUAAAAUGGAAAAAAAAAUGUGUCUUUAGAGCUCAGUAUUUUUUAUUUUAUGAACACAGCAAAAUGUAGUAACUUUUCCCCAGCACACAGUAGGCACAUUCAAGGUUGCACAGGAUGGCUCUUCUUUUCAGUUGAGGGAGCCUGUUCUCAGUAAAGAUGAGCAAACAUUUGGAAUUUACAUGUGGGCAGACACUGGAAUUAUAGUUUUAAUCGCCAAUCACUGGACACUUGUGGAAAUCGAGACCACCUAAAGAGAUGCUCAAAACAAAUUCUGAUCAUAUAUAAGAAGGGAAAUGCCUGGCAGACACCAUGUAAGUUAUAAGUGUCUGUCUUAUCUUUACUACACAUAUUGUAACAAAUUCAAUAUCCUAGUCUUCAUUUGUAUGAAUGGUUUGUAUUGUACAUAGUUUAACCAAGUGUUAUUUGAGCUGCUUAUUAAUAUUAAAUUGUACUCGUCUCUCUGCUUGUUAUUGGUUAUAAAGAAAAAAAGGAUAUGAGGAAUCCAUUUUAUCAUUGUAGCUGUGAAUUCCAUUAAAAAGACAAACAAUGUACAAAGCAUUUAUUCAGCUCAAGUAUUGUUGAAAACUAUACAUAUACAACAUUACACUGUCUGAAUUUAGAUAUUUUAUUUCUGGAGAAAACAAAAUGUACAUAACAAUAAAACACUUAAAAUUGAGUUUCAAUAUGUACUUGUGUAAGAUGGUGAUUUAACUGGUUCUGACAAGAGGAAUGUGUUGGAAUACAAAUGAUGGCUUUACAGCUCAUACCUUUAAAUUUGUAUAGAAAUGUCUAAAUCAAUAUUAGUUAAAAAAAGUUUCAAACUCAAACCUGAGAAAUAAUUGUGGCAUACAGUACUGUACAAUUUUGGUUUGCUGUCAUUCUAGCUAUUCAAGAAUACAAAAAAAAAAAAAAAAAUCAAUGAGCAUAAGGAAAUAAUUGAGGCCUCCUAAAUUAAUUAUAACUACUUGAUAUUUUUCCCUACCUAGUGUUUAUUUAGUGGGAAGAUUGAAGUGAGGGUGAUCUUUUUAUAAGUCAAGAUAUCUGAAGAUGAUGGAUCAUUUUCCCUGACACCACUGGGAAGAUUCAAUCCAACUGAAGAAACUGUGACAGCACAAGAGGGCUUCAGUGCUCAGUUUACUUAAACUAGAAGACAAAUUUACCUAUGGCUUUGGUUAUGAGCAUUACAUUUCUUCUUUGAAAAUUAUUUGCUGUAUUUAAUCCCUCCAUAAUAAACACGAAAAAAUGGGCAAGGUCCCCAAGUUUUAAGGCCAUGAAUCCAGAAUUCCAGUGUUAGGAGUCUCAGAACUUAACCAGAAAAUAAAAUUCAGAAAAUGAGUUCAUCUUCCCUUCAUACUGCUUGGGAAUGAGUUCACUUUCAUUUUGAGAAAUAAUAGAAAUAGCUGGAAACACUACAGGGAAUACAAAUCCAGUAGGUUCUAAAGUGAGAACUUCAUUGCUGGCUUGAUUAAACUGCAAAUAAAACACCUGUCUUUCUGUUGAACGCUCAUCUCUCUCAGUCCUCCAGUGUAUCUAGGCAGCCAUUUAUAUCAAUGUACUGAGUCUGCUCUGGCAUUUAGAGGCUAAUGGUAGAACAUAUUCUCUCCUGUAGGACAAGCAGUAAGAGUUUCCUGAGUUCCAGCUGCUGGACAUAUUUGCCAGAUAAAUCUUGUUAUUCUGGAAUUUAUUUAUCAAAAUGGUCACUUAAGAGUUAGCUGGCUCUCAGUAUCAAGAGAAUAAGAAGAGAAAAACCAUUUUUUUCUUUGGGAUCAUUUGGUUAGUGGACUAUGACUUUGGUCAUAUAUUCCAUGUGUCUGUUUGCAAUCCAAAAUUCAAAAUGAGAUAAAAAUAUGCUCCGCUUCUCUACCUUGGUUUCUAAUCUCUUUGUAAAAUUCUGCUUUUAUAUCUUUAAAGGCACAGCUAACAUUCAGUGAAUUGAAUUGCUUUUAUUCAGUUUUUCUUUAGGAAAAAAUAAAAAGAAAACAUGCAGCAAACUUCCAGUAAGGAUUCCAAAUUAUAGAAGUCUGAGUUUCAGUACUCUUUUGCUCAGCUUGUAGAAUCUUGAUGCAAAAGAACAUUUAUUUGUAUAGAAUUCAUUUUUCCUGUUUUAUACGGAAUGUGGGUAAAGGAAGAUCAUCAACAUCAAAAUUCAGAGGUACAGGUUAAAAAAUUUUCAGGUGGUGGGGGAUAUAGUUCAGCAGCACAAGCAAAUGCUUGACAAAUACACGGUCCUGAGUUUGAUACCCAGUACAACAACAACAACAAAAUCAACAGGCUUAAUUAAGUUUUGACUGUGUUUGAAAAUACAUUGGCUAUUUGAGAAAAUAAACUUUAAUCAGCAACUGUCUCUUGAAAUUUAAAAAUUAUUAAUCUAUAGAAUAAUGCUUCUAGGUAGUAGCAUCUGAUGCAAACAUGAGUUUGUCAAUCACCUAUUUUGCUUUACAGAAACAUUUUAGUAAAAUUGAAAUUAUUACAGAAAAGAUUAUGGGAUUUCUUGUCUAUGGAAAAAAUGAUAUAAGUUACUAGUUUAUUUAUGGUUAAACAAUUGCCAUGAUAUUGUUUGGAUUGGCAUUUUUAGGCCUGUGACCCUUGGGAGAAUUUCCCUGCUAAAGUGAAAGGAACAUAACUAUAAACAAAUAUUGAAGUCCUAGACGUGAUUUUUCUGCAAAUAAUCGAGAUGCUUAUUAAAUUUAAAACUGUGGACUGAGAAUCAUUAGGUUUCUUCAUUUCAGCAAUGUUAUAAGCCAUAUUUUUUCCCAUAAUAGAUUAAGAAAAUCAUUAAGAAAAGUGUUUUUCUUUUCCAUCUUUAUCCCUCAUAGCUUCACAAGAAAGAAGCAGCUUAACCCAUAUAAACAGCUCUUUGGGAAAACAAUUUGCAUCUCCGCCCUCACUUUGAAUACCACGCUUUAACCUGAAGCAAGUACAAAUGGCUGUGUUGGUACUCCUUGGAAAGACUUGGUUGAUGACCAUUUUCAGAUGUUUUAUUUAUUAUAUUUAACUCAAUCUAUUUCAAUAUUUUACAUUUUUAAACUUGUUUUCUUCAAAUUACAUAUACAUCUGUAGAUGCAUUAAGAAAUAAAUGUAUUUAUGAACGUAUAUUUGCAUAAAAUGAUUACUACUUACAUAGUUUGCAGGCAGGAAAAAAAAAUAAGUACAGCGUGCUUAUGGCCAAAACGGAAUCCUGAGAACCUGACUGCUAGGUGAGGGUUUUCUGUUAGAGAGUGAUUUCAGAGACUGAGUCAAUAAGGAAAACACUUAAAAAUAAGCAUACCAUUGAAUUUUACACCCAAUAAUAGAAAUAUUUUUAAAUGACAAAUCCAUAAUUGCUGUAUUUUUUAUUGGAAUGAGAAAUAGUAGAAAGCUUAAAAUGAAAGUUUUAGUUUUGAUUUGUACUGCGUGCAAGGUUUAGCAAAACAGACUAAAGUAGGAGACUUUUAGUACCAAGCAGCUGCUUAAGUGCCCUACAUUUGAUAAAAAAUACCUUAAUAUUCAUAAUUCUGCACUUGCAGGAAUAUACAUUUUAUCACUGAUGGACUAUAGAAUAAAAUUUAGACAUCUUAAAUUGGUGGUUGUAGUGGCUGUUGCCACUGAGUUCAGAUAUUGUUUUCAUGAAUUCUAACCAGUAAGUAAAACAUACAGGUUAAUUACAUCCCUACCCAGAAGUUUCCGGUUUUUUAUUUUCUAAUCUUAUGCCAGGAUGCCCAAGGAGCAAUGAGACUGUUUUACUUUUUGGUCACCAGGUCAUCGAAUAAUACAUGUCAUAGACUAUGGCUUGUUUUCAUUUUGAUCAUUUAAAGAAAUGAAAGUUUUUAGAAAAUUCUAUUUUCCAGUAAGUAUUUUUUUAAAAAUCGAAUGUUUCUGAUACUGCUGUAAUUCACCAUGUCCCUUUUCUGAAGUCCAGUUUUAAUAUUAAAAUUAAUUUCUUCUCACCUUUUUCAAAGUUACAGUAGAAAGUCUAGCCAAGCAACACCCAUUAAACAAACUGAAACUACCUCGUGAAUUUUAAGAGCGGUACCAUUUUCUAUUCUCUCUUAUUACUCCGUCUCCCUUCAUCCAAAAGCCAAAUUCAUGCUAGUGGCAAAAUCUUUAAGGAACAUGAAAGGACAAAUCGCUUACAGUGUUGGAUAGCUUCCUGUGUUCUCUCCUCUAAGCACCACAAGUGAAUAAAGUAGAUGUUUAUUUGUGGUGCAAGGUGAGGUGAAUGCUUAGAAACAUGAAAAAAAUGUAAGUAUCCUAUCCCACAUAUCCCAAAAGUGAUAGAUUUGGAGUCAAAUUCUGUCUCUAGACUCCAGGGACUGACUUUUAAAACAGUUAGUAGUGUUUUCUUUUUUUAAAAAAAAAUCCAUAUUGUACUAAUUUUUUUCCUCACAUGAGUAGAACACAUAUGUGACUAUAGGCAUAGUAUCAUAUAGAAAACAGGCGAAUAGUUCACAUAGUCUAUUUAUUUUUUUUCUGCUCUUUGAUUUCUUUCGUGCUUUCAGGGUGCCCCAGAGUACUAUGGCAAAAAUCUCACUCGUGGUGCUGCUCAGGCAGAAUCCAACUCUGAUUGAAUGCGCCAGUUUCCUGCUGUGGAGGCCAAUAUGUUCCCCAAACCAGUUUUUUGUAAAUCAUUUUUAUUUGAGGCCAAUGAUAUCAUCAAGGUGAAUAAAUACUAAAGUUGUAGGUCAAGGAUGAACAGAGAUAUAAUAUUUACUCAAAUUACCUGGACACCUGGACAGGAAACUUGUUUCAGGGUAACAUGGGUAUAAAUUUAGGAAAAUUUCAGCAAUGUGGUUCAGUUUCCUACAAAAGUGGUUCCAGUGAUGUAGUAGAGAUGCCAUUCAAGUUUUUAUGUCAUUUCAUAAUUUAGCUUUCUGUUUACCUGCUAAAAACCAAAUUAGGAAUUCUUACAAAGACAGAAAGAAAUACAUGAGGAUAUUUUCUGCUAAUAGCUUGACAGGGUGGGUAGGGAAUUUUAAAAGGGUAAUUCAGUCUUCUUUUCUGUUAUAUUUUAUUUUGUUGCCUACAACAUUUUAUACUUAAAUACAUCAACAAUUUUUUCCAUUGCCCUCUCAAGUUUCUCAGAAUCCUAGCUCCAUCCAUAAAACUAGAGGCUGGGAUACUUUUUAAGGCUUCUGACUGUUGUACAUUGGCCUUCUGACUAUGACAGUAAUUUUUAUUUCAUUCCCUUCACUUACUUGCUCUUAUUUGGCUCAUGUUUAAAAUCAAAAUUCACUCAGAAGAUCAAAUGGUUUUUGCUAUGACGAUUCUCAGAAUCUAUUAUAAAUAAUCGAUGUAUACAGACUUCCUUUUCAUUAUUACAUCAGGACGAUCUUUACCUUUUUACUUCCCCCAAAGUUAGAGAAAACAGAGUAAAAUUUAUCAUUAAAAUAUUGUUUGCAUUUCAGUAAAAUUUAUACAAUUUCACUCAUUAAUUACAAAACUGGCAUUUUUGUUGAGUUUGAAAUAUUGCUCUUUAAAAUAAUAAAUGUUCUUCAAAUAUUACUCAGGUCCUCAUUGUCCGUGAAGCUUUUAAAUAUAUGCUCCAUGCCUUACAACCUUUUUCUUCUUUGCACUGGGCAGGGCUUCCCCUAAAUUAGAUAACUAUAGUUUUCUACAUGCAGGACUCUGUUCCAUCAGAUACUUCCUAAAAACUAGAAAUUCCUGGAAAUUAAAAAAAAUAUGGUAGAAGCAAUGGUUCCCCCAAAAUGUUCUGUUAUUUUGUUUUCUUAUAGCUUGAGUUAUGUAUACUAAACGACAACCCUUGAAACCUGCAAGCAAUAUUCUUGAUCAUAUGUAGUAGUUUGUUCGGAAGAUUUAAGAUCAUAGAGAGCUGGUUCUUUCUCACUCAUUCCCCCCAACUCAGAAUAAGUACUCUUUUUCACACUGUGAAGAAAAAUAAUUCACUCCUGGAACUAAGAUCACGUUUGGUGUGUUUUUGUCCUUGGGAAAAAGCCUUUAAGUUGGGGGGUUUUGGAAUCUGAGCACACAGGCCUUUCUUUAAGGAAUGGAAUCUGGGGAAGUAGCCAGUCUUGCAGCAGAGUUAAGAUGACUGAACGGAAUAUUUAGAAAAGAGAGAUGGAGUAUAAAAUGUCUCAUGACUAGUGUGAAGUUUGCUGUUGAACAAAGAAUGACAUAAACUUGACACAACCCAGGGUGUGCAGUGGCCCCUGAUACUGGAUCAGGGACAUACACGAGAAUCUAGCAACCCUGAUUACUGAAGGCCAGAUGGGAUGUGAGUCUCUGGGAGCAUCAGCAUGGCUCAUGGCAAGUGAGAAUCAGGUGCCAUCUCCUUCCAGCACCAGGACAUUAUACAUAUGCCUAUGAAAAUUCUAUGGCGACUUAGAACCCCUUGACAGACUGAAAUUAACCUCAUGUGGCUAAGGUUGUAGGGUUCUGCAUGUGCUAGAUUUUGGGAUUAAAUUGCAGAAGGUUAAAGUUACGUAUUUUCCAUAAUUGAUUAUAUUAUUUGAAAUUGAUACCCGCUAGAUAUUGUUUCAUUUAUUUGACGGAAUUUGUUGGUAUUUCUUGGAGGAAGUUGCAGUAAUAAUACACUGAAAACUGGCUUGAAUGCAGAGAUAUCUACUGUGAAGAAUAUUAAAAUGCAGAGAGGAUUUUGUGACCUUGAUGAUGUUUUCACUUCAGUGUUAGUCCAUAAUUUUAUAUGGCUUAAAUAUCAGCAUAAUAAUAGUUUUGGAUUAAGGGGAUGAUUUUAAAAAUAUGAGAGCAGUACUUAAAAGGUGAAGAAUGUUUUUGAUUCAUAUUUUUAAUCAUACCCUCCUUUCUGCAAAUUACCUUUUUAUGGCUUGUGAAUAGCUGUAUCACUUAUUUCCAAACACUGACAUACUGAAGGGAAAAUAAUACUUUGGAAAUCUUACAGACCCUCGAUAUGAGCUGUAUUAGCAGGAAUGAGAUUCAAUGUGAUUCAUGAGGCCACAAGUUUAAUAUUCUUUCCACUCUAUCACAGUUGUACUUUCUUUACCAUAAAGGUCUCACUUGGAUAUAUGAAAAAUUACAUUUUUAUGCUACAGUCAUGGUUUGCAAGUAUGGUCUUGAUAUCAUUGAAUUUCCUCAGAGGCACCUCCUGGCAUGGGAGGAAAUGAAGAGGUCAUGGGACAUGAAGAAGGCCCGGAGGGAUGUCCCAAGCCAUCUGUGUAACUUUUCACUUGAGUAUUCACUUGAUAAAAUAAUCUAGACAAAGUCUAUGACUUUGUGAAGCUUUGAAUCUCUGGGCAGAAGGCAGCACUCAAUACAUUGUGACUCCGGAUGUAGUAAGUUCUACGAAGACAAAAAUAAAGUAGAAAGAUGAUACAGGAGUUUAUUAGUUUAUUUUUAAUAUCAAUCAUUUUGGAAAAUGGUUACCCUACAGUGACAUUUGAAAGGCGAAAGAGAGUUUAGUUGGCACAGACAUGGACAGUGCCUGAAGUGGGGCCUGGCUUGUGUGUUUGGGCUGGAGGUGCUGGAGCCAGGAAGCCCGGGAGAGGACCUUAGACAAUGAUCUAAGAAGGAAGCGGGGUUUUGACUUGACUUAGGAAUAACAAAGGGAAUUCUUGGGAGGUUUUGAGCAGGUAAGUGAUAUGCUGUGAACUGUGUUUGGAGCACUGCACACUGGAGACUUGUUUGCGGAGACGAUGCAGCAAGUCCUGUUACCAAGCUACUGUAAAUGGCUCAGUUAAGAGAUUACAGUGACAACUCAAGGUCAAAUUGUGGUCUUUGUAACACGGUUGGAAGUGAAAAACUGUUACAUUUUGAGCAUAUUAUAAAAGUGGAGCCUUGUAUUUACUGGUAGACUGGUUGUGGCAUAGAAGAGAAACAGGAAAGCUGAUGAUAUCUUAUUUUUUACAUUCAAGUUAUGUGUAAAGAUAGAUGCUUUAUGAAAGCAAACAUUUUAAAACCUGCUUUGAAAUUAGCUGAAAGAUACCUCUUGUACUUACCUUGUCAUUGAUUCACAUGCUUGAUAUUUCUCUUUGGAACUCAUAAAAGGGAAAGGAAAUUAAUUUAUAUUUUGAAAGGCUUAUGUAUCUUCCUUGAGUGCAUUCUGAAAGUCACUUUAUUGCCCUUAAAGAGAUUAUGAUAUUUGAGGUGCAAUGUUUUAAAACUACAUAAAGAAACCUUCAAACUAUCUAAUACUUACAUGAAUUUGACUCCCUGUUGAAAAUUUGAGAGGAAAAUUGUUAUUACGCAAGUUAGAGGGAGUAAGUAAAUAGAAAAAUAGAACAUCUAAAUUUCUUUAUGUUCAAUUUUAGCUCAUUAUACUAAUUAGUUUCUAAGUGGAAAAGCAUACUUCUCUAACCUGGACGUAGGUCAUGGAUUUCAAAACUGACUUUUAUGGAGGUCAAAAAUUACAUAUAUAUUCCUUUUUCAUAAAAAAAGACAUGAUUCUCUAUCAUAAUUAUAAAAAGGUUCUUAAAAAUAAAAACUUAUCAAGAUAGAAAAAUUGGUGCAGAAAUUAUAAAAUGAUGAAUGGGACAAAACUAUAAAUCAGUUGAAUUAAUAAAGAGAAAUUUUAAAAGAUUUAUGAAGGACUACUUUAACAGUGUAUCUAUUUUAUACUCAACCAUCUUAUUUUUUAUGCCAGUCAAAAGGUGUAAAUUUUGUAUUACAACUUCUGAAUAAAAAUUGAAUAAAUAAAAAAAUUCAAACUUUUAAAAUAUUUUAUCACAUCUUUAAGUAUCUGGAAACAUAUUUGGGGCAUGCUUUAAAGUCAGAAGAUGUUGGAACAAGAAUUAUGUGUUAAUCUGCCAAACUUCUUCAAAAUCUGUGAGUAGUAAAAUUAGUCUUUACCUCAGUUUCCCCUAAAAUGUGCAAUCAGAAUUAUGAAAAUGAUAAAAGCUCCUACCAAUCACAAAA
Cavia porcellus (domestic guinea pig) is the source of this 11008-nucleotide messenger RNA. RefSeq names its product neurexophilin 1 (gene Nxph1). The transcript is spliced from 3 exons. NCBI's taxonomy places the organism in Eukaryota, Metazoa, Chordata, Mammalia, Rodentia, Caviidae. The record is from RefSeq and is a predicted model, not a curated record. The coding region runs from base 852 to 1667 and encodes 271 amino acids. Gene Ontology annotation, molecular function: signaling receptor binding.